AAAGUUGGAUCUGUAGAGUGUAGUGUGAUGCAAUUAUUUCAAAGCGUGAACUGGAGGCGUGUUGUAUCGUGUAUUUUUUAAAGUGAGACUUUGUAUGUUGUUUUUCGUGAAUUGUGCUGGAAUUUACUGAUAUUCUAGAUUAUUAUAUGUUGCAUAAAUUUAACUGUCGGUUUUAUUUAGAAGACACUUAUUUGGCUAAAGAAUUCUUGCCUUGCAGGCAUAUUUAACUCUACAAUAUUUUAAUUCUGUCAAAAAAGUGAAGGUUGGUGGAGACACAGUGACAUAAUAAACCCAAAUAUAGAAGCCUAUAUCAGGUUUAAAGUAGUUUAUAGCCCUGUUAAAGGCCAUACAUAUCUACAAAAUGCCGGAAUUGAAUGGGACUCAUUUGAAUGGAAGCAAAUACUCGUACGAGGAUGUAAGCCGUAUCGCCAAGUCAGUUCUAGACCGGGUGAAAUGUCGGCCCCAUAUCGGCAUCAUUUGCGGGUCUGGUCUUGGAGGCCUUGCCAACAUGCUGGAAGACAAGGAGGUCAUCUUGUAUGAGGACAUAGAGGGCUUCCCAGUCAGCACAGGACACAUCAACCUCGAACACACGUGGAAGCCAGUUCCAGGUCAUGCGGGUCAGCUGGUAUUCGGGUGGCUGCACGGAAAACAGGUGGUGCUAAUGAAGGGCCGUGCACACCUCUAUGAGGGCUACGAUGUACACAAGAUUAUUCUACCGGUGCGGGUGAUGAAGCUGAUGGGUGUGAAGAUGCUGUUUGUGACAAACGCAUCCGGCGGCAUCAAUCCGGACUACAAUGUAGGGGACAUCAUGAUCAUUAAGGACCACUUCAACAUGCCAGGCUUUGCGGCUGUCAACCCGCUGGUCGGACCCAACGAUGACAGAUUUGGACCAAGAUUUCCGCCUGCCUCCCAAUGCUACAGUCUAAGAUUGCGCAAGAUCGUGCGCUCUAUUGGUGAGAAGCUGGGGAUGAGUGGUUACCUGCGCGAGGGAGUCUACUGCUUCCUGGGCGGACCCUCUUUUGAGACGGUCACAGAGUGCAGGUUCCUGAAAGUGGCAGGAGUUGACGCUACAGGUAUGAGCACCGUUCCUGAGGUCCUGGUGGCUGGCCACUGCGGAAUCGAGGUGUGCGGCAUCUCGCUGGUGACCAACAAGUGCGUAAUGGAGUACGACUCCAAGCAGGUGGCCAAUCACGAGGAGGUCCUGGAGACGGGAGAGAAACGCGCGCACGACAUGCAGAAGCUUAUCAGCGCCGUGGUCGGCGAGCUUUAAGAGUUGAUUGUGUGGGUGUAUGGGAUGUAGGCGAAGAAAGAUCUAAGCUGUGAACAUAGUCUCUGCUUAAACCCUUUACCACUUAGAUACGUCUUUUAACACAUUUGCAGUCCCGAAAAAAGAUAAAUUUAUUUAAAGACCUUUCUUACUAGAUUCAAGUUUUAAAGGCUUCAUUUUCAACCCAAAGAUAUUGAUGUGCAGCAAACAGCAUAAAACCUGAACAGACUGCGAGUUACUCGCAGGCUGUUCUGGUUUUAUGCUGUUUGCACAUAACAACUUUCACUUAGGCUUUGAUUGGAAAAGAUUUAAAUGAUGAACUGUGUUCUGGGAAAACUGGCUUUGAUGUAUGAGCUUAUAGUGUCAUCCCAAAUAAGCCUGGGCAGUUUGCACAUGCUUAUCAGGGAUUACACUUUCCGCUUUUAUGAAAUUUUAAUGGAAUUUUUGUUACAAAAAUCCAGUCUAGACGGAAAGUGUCGUCCCAGUUUUGCCUGUGUUGACUGCACAGGCUUAUCUGGGACCACACUUUAUGCACAUGCAUUCAAAAAGGAGCUCUCAAAUAUUGAUCAAUGAGAAUGCUUGUUAGUUUUUAGGCUUUAUUUCCAUUAGUUAAUUAUAUAUAUGAGACUAACAUAGAAUAUAGGAACUUCUGAAGUUGUGGGGCAAUUUAUCAUUCAUUCAGGUCUUUAUCAAACCCGUGGGAUUCUUAUUUUGGUAUUGGAAUAGAUCUUUGUUCCCCAUUUCUGUUGCAAAAAAGUUAGUUGACUGCAUGGUUUGUUUUUUUCUGUUGGAUAUAUAUAUAUAUAUAUAUGUUUAUUUCCUGUAUAUUUUUUCUACUUACUUUAUAAAUUUGCAAUUCUAUCUCUUGAUAGCUUGUUUUCCUUUACAGUAUGUGUGUGUCUGUAAUGAAGUAUUAUUCAGGAACAUGCUUGUUCUGUAUGGGUUAGGUAACUAUAUUUGAAUGUCUUGUCUAGGUUGGUUAACCCAUUUAUGCCUAGUGGACUCUCCCAUCCUUCUAAAUUGGAUCAAUUUAUUUCCAAAAUUUAUUUCUAUAUUUAGAAUAUUUCUUACAGAAAUUCCUUUAAGCAAACAGCGCAGACCCAGAUGAGACGCUGCAUCAUGCGGCGUCUCAUCUGGGUCUACGCUGUUUGCCAAGGCCUUUUUCUAUACGCUAGGCAUAAAAGGGUUAAAGACAUGUAUAGCAUUUUAUACAUUUGUUAAGUUUUGUCAUCUUUAUUAUCUAAAGUUUGCAAUUGUAGCUAUCAAUAUACAGAACAGCUUUUAGGGUUUACAAUUGUUUUCUUGAAAUUGCUUUUAUCUAAGUCUUGUUACCGGUGUUUUGCUUAUCACAUUUUUGUUUAGAAUAAUGCAUAUUGACUUAAUUGUAAUAUACUCACUUUUCAUUUUCGGAAAAUGGUUAUGGCAAGAAAAUGCUGUGGUAUUUAUCAGGGCUUUUGUUUUUCUGAAUGUAGGGAUGUUAUGAGUCAUAUUCCCAAUGGGAAAAACAUUUCUCUCGAAUCCAGUCAACAACUUCCCAAUUUAUGGUAGGACUGUUUGAUGCAUAGAAAUAGAGAUUAUUAGUUUAGAAAUGAAGAGGUGUAAUCUCCAUUAUACUGACUUAUGUAUGUUUGUAAUUUUUUGUUUUAUGUAAGUUUAAUCACUAAUUAUUGAAAAUAUAUAAAUCUAACACAUUAAAUUUUGCACACUUGAAACAGCAAAUUGAUUCUUACAUUCGAAAUUUCACAAGUGUGAGUUAUUUUCCCAAAAUUGUGGGAAAACCCUGUAUAUGAAUGAUCGAUAUAGUGAUGUUGGGGAAUCCAUGUUAUCAUGUUGUGGCAUUAAGACACUUUGCUCCUUAUAUUUAGUUUUCAUGUUGUUACAUAUCAACUCUUCCAUUUGGAAUGAGCUUUUUGUUGUUGUGCAAAUUGGGCUCAAGUAUACAGUGGAUUCUUACAUUGAAGUAUGAAUGAUGCAUUACCAUUCCCCAAAAAUCUCAAACUAAAUUUAUUCUUUUCAAUGUUUAUUGCGUUGUCUAUUAAUGCCACAAUUACCAAUUUUGCUCAUUUGUAAUACUCCAUUUUAUAUAGAGUAUUUUUUUCAAAUUCCCAUACAUUUUACUUUUUUUUUUAUUUCUAGAAAUGAUGUUAAGUUUCUGUUUGUUGUGGCUUUUUUUACAUAUCUUUAACACGAGUCUUCAUGGUCACUUUUAUAAUUUACAUCCAUUGAUACUGGAGGGAUAUAGAAAAGUUAGGAAUGCUUGCAAAUAAUUUAUAUGCUGUUUGACAUGUUAUUGUCAUAGUUUUUGACAAUGUCUGCAAAGCUGGAAUCAAAUGUGUCUUGUUCUGUGAAAGCUCGUCAUAAUGGAUGUGCGUAAAGUGUCGUCCCAGAUUAGCCUGUGCAGUCCGCACAGGCUAAUCAGGGACGACACUUUCCGCUUUAAUGGUAUUUUCCGUUUAAAGGAAGUCCCUUUUUACCAAAAAAUCUAGUUUAAGCGGAAAGUGUCGUCCCUGAUUAGCCUGUGCGGACUGCACAGGCUAAUCUGGGACGACACUUUAUGCACAUGCAUUAUGACAAGUUUUCUCAGAACAAGACACAAAUGAUAAUGUAUUCUCUUUUUCAUUUAUGCACUGACUGGUAAAAACUUUUGUUCAAAUGCAUUUAUGAGUUACAUAUGAUUGUUUAGAUAUACAUGUAAACUGAAGUCUAGCUUUUUAUGCAUGUGUAUUAACAUCAUCAAUAUACCAUGUGCAUGUUAAAUAUACAUGUAUUCCAGAGCAAGAGAAAAGGCCUGUGAAAAAAUUGUGUGAACACCUAAUUGUAUAACACCAUUUCUCAAUUCUUACUUAUUCAAAGUGUCAGAUCUAUUACUCAGUUGUAUCUGUACAUGUUUGUACUGGCAGCAAUCUUUUUUUACAAAAGAAUCUUAUGUUUAGAAAUAGGUUUAUACAAUGGUGAAUAACUUUGGUACUACCUCUAGGAAGCAGGUAAAAGAUGCGGGUUGUUUUGACAUUUAUAUGAGUUUUUAUGUCAACCCUACCGCGAAAAAUUUUCAUUGGUCAUUUGUUGACUGCUUUAGACCUCUUUAGCUUUUAUUUGUCAUCUCAUUUAUGAAGUAGUCUUCAUUUUUUGUGCCAUCCUAUAUUGGCGAAGUACUUUAAUAAGGAUAUAGCUUAAAUCAUUGCAUCUGACAAACUAGUGUUUCUGCGAUAGAGAUGAAAUUAUUUUUGUAUCGAUUGACUCACAACACCUUUGGCUGUACCAUGUGUCUUAAUCCAAAAAAAAUCUUUGAUUUUAGAGAGUACCUUACUAUUGUUUUAAUGAUCCCUGUAAAUUUGAAAAUCUUAAUCUGGGGUUUAAAUAAGAACAGUACACUAAUUGACAAUUACUUUUAAUUAAACCCAGUUUUUUUAUGUUUCACGUUAUAUUUUGUUCGAUGCAGUUAUUUUGAGAAAUUGGUUGAAAAAAAAAAGAACAAAAGUGACCCAAUUUAGGUAUUUUGCCUGUAUAUCUACUUAGAAAUAUGUAUGUCUAUACAUAUUCUGUUUUUUUUGUGAGAUUUGUGUGUGUUGCAGUGUUUUCUGAUACACAUGUACAUAUGAGGGUUGUCCGAAAACUGUAUGGAAGAAAUAUACAUGUAUAAGCGGUAUACAAUAAACUCUUUUUGUUGAAA
Dreissena polymorpha is the source of this 4937-nucleotide messenger RNA. Its product is annotated as purine nucleoside phosphorylase-like. The record is from RefSeq and is a predicted model, not a curated record. Gene Ontology annotation, molecular function: purine-nucleoside phosphorylase activity. NCBI's taxonomy places the organism in Eukaryota, Metazoa, Mollusca, Bivalvia, Myida, Dreissenidae. Gene Ontology annotation, biological process: nucleoside metabolic process. Gene Ontology annotation, cellular component: cytoplasm. The coding region runs from base 362 to 1270 and encodes 302 amino acids. The transcript has 8 exons.